AUGGUAUCAAACCUUAGUAAAACCGAAAAUAAAUCAAAUAUGGAGUUAACUUUUGACGAAGAUAAUAAGAUAAAUAUGUUGCCAGGUUCAUUUUCGGAUAACUGUCAAUAUAUUAACGUCGCAACGCACGAACCAACUACAAUGAUGAAAUCAGAGGUUGUCAAUGACGCUACCCUUUUUGAUGAGUGGUUGACUGAUGAUCUUGAAAAGUUCCAGGAAGAAAAUAUCAUAUUUGAGACUCCUCCUUUGAGUUACGACGUAUCACCAAUUAUGAGUUCUUCUAUGGCAACCCCUCAAGAAAUAAUUGAAUCGCCCUUAUUCAAACAAGUCCCUUCAUCUUUCUCUACCAGUCCUCAUCUUGAUUCAACCCUUGGCUUUUUCCCUGACCUUAGUGACGAAAACGAUAACACCAAAUCUUUAAUGCAAUUAAAUAAUAUUGCUCCAUCUGUUACAAUCCCAGCUGAUGAUUCUUCUCUUUACAUUCCUUGGGGAUCUGAUGCUAACAACGUUUCCGAUAUUGAUGUUAGAAACAUAGCUGUAUUGAUUGGCACACCAAGUCUUCAAUCAGUUGACUUUAAUAAUGUUAUCGAUGGAACUAUCGAUCCCCCUGCAGUAACUGCUCCAACCAAAACUACAACCGUUGUUAGUAGAAGUCGAAAACGAUCAUCAUCUGAAUUUGAAAAAGGUCCGGAAGUUCAUUCCGAAGAAUUGGCUAUCAAACGAGCCAAAAACACUGAUGCCGCUCGCAGAAGUCGUCUUCGUAAAGUAAAGAAGAUGGAAUCCCUUGAAAAGCAAGUUUCGGAAUUUAAAACCGAGAAUAACGAACUACAAACUCGCAUCGCAGUAUUGGAAAGUGAAAAGAAAGGAUUGGAAGAGAAAAAUGGCGAGAAGGAUAGCAGGAUCCGAAUGUUAGAACAACAACUAGCUGAAGCUCAUGAAAGAUUAAUUAAUAGAUCUUAG
Molecule: messenger RNA, 960 nt
Organism: Diversispora eburnea
Lineage: Eukaryota; Fungi; Glomeromycota; Glomeromycetes; Diversisporales; Diversisporaceae
Source: the annotation of a GenBank genome assembly